CGAGAACAAAUCCCACAGUCUAGCCUUCCCAGGCAUGCGGUGCCGGAUGCUCCAGCUCUUUUUCUCGUUGAUGCUGGUAUCACUGGGCAGCGUCGGGCUCUCAGGGGCAGGUGAAAUCGAGUGUAACAGGACCCGGCAAGUGGCUUGUGGUGAGAAGUGCAUUCCUGUGGCCUGGCUCUGCAAUGGCGAGCAAGAAUGCCCGGAUGGGACCGACGAGCAGUGUGAGGAAACUUGCCUUGGGCACCGGCAAGCCUGGCAGUGUGAUGAUGGGAAAUGCAUUCCUACCAGCUGGCUUUGUGACGGUGCCAGGGACUGCUUAGAUGGCUCCGACGAGGUUAACUGUGAGAUCUUGACAGCGUGUCCCGACUACAAAAUCCAGUGUCCGGGAAAGGCUCAGUGUCUGGAUGCUUGGGAGCACUGUGAUGGCCAUCAGGACUGUGACGAUGACUCCGUAAAAGCACACUGUCCCCACAGCCGUUGCUUGGCGGGGCAGUGGCAAUGCCGGAAUCGCGCAUGCGUCAUGGCCAGCUGGAGGUGUGAUGGCAUUGACCACUGCGGUGAUGCCUCGGACGAGGAGGGCUGUGCCACCUGUCCAGAAGGCGCUGUUAGCUGUGACGGAGGGAAAUGCAUCCCAGACUCUUGGAUGUGUGAUGGGAAAGCUGACUGUACAGAUGGUACUGAUGAACCCAGCACGUGCGGUAAAAACUGUUCCCUGCUGAAUGGUGGCUGUGAGGGGUCAUGCAGUGAUACCCGCUGGGGUGUCCAGUGUUCCUGCACAUCAGGGUGGCAGUUGCAGCCGGAUGGAUGGAGCUGUGGAGAUGUAGAUGAGUGCUCUCUGGCGUAUGGUCCUUGUAGCCAACUGUGUCAUAACACACCAGGCUCUUACUCCUGUGGCUGUAUUCAAGGUCACCAGCUCUACAAUGGCACAGACUGUCGGGUUACAGAUGACGAUGUUAAAAUUCUUAUAGCAGCAGAUAAAGAGCUUGGCAUCCUGGACCGAAGAACAGGCAUCUAUGAGAUGCUCAUCCCUGUAAAGUCAAGGCCCAGUUCUGUUGCUUAUGACCUGAACAGAAACAUGUACUUCUGGGUGGAUAAAGUCUUGAAUGUGUUCAUUCUUGGGAAGCCAAGCUCUGUUCCCCUCUACCCAGAACUCCCACCCGUGAGCAGUAUUUCUCUGGACUGGUUUACGGGUCAGUUGUACUGGGCUAGUAGCUCUGCGCGGGUCAUCUGUGCUGGCUUAAGCGAUGGCAGAGGCUACGUCAAAAUCUUGGAAAAGGAUCUUGUGCCGGAGGAGCUCGUGGUGUUUCCUGCAAAGAAGUAUUUGUACUGGGUAAAUCGGAGUGAGAGCGGAGUGAAGACAGUUGAGACUGCAGGAAUGGACGGCUCCGACAGGAAGACAUUAGCAGUGGUGACCGCAGAGGAGCCUUUAGGGCUGACACUUGAUUACGUGACUGGCAGACUCUACUGGAUCGGUGGCUAUAAAGAGUCCAUAGAGACCGUGAAAGUGGACGGCAGUGGGAGGCACACCUUUCCUGGGGUAUUUUUGGAAGAUGAAGAUCCCGUUGGUCUGACUGUGUUUGAGAAUGCUUUCUUCUGGGCAAAUCAAACUCAACUGGUCCGGACCUCGCCCAGCAGUCCGAAGGAGAGAGAGGUGUUGCUCCACGCCUCCGGUGCCUCCGUGUCUGCUCUCUCAGUCCUCCACAGAUCUCAGCAGCCCAAAAGUAGACACUCGGCAUGUGUUCCGGGUUCUUGCAGCCAUCUGUGCCUCCUGUCCCCCAUCCAUCCCAAGGGCUACAAGUGUGUCUGUCCAGAGGGACUGUUUCUUUUACCUUCUGGCACUUGCAGUGAGCUGAAAGUUGUGUUUUCUUCUGGCAAGCGUCUAUACUUGCUGAAAGUCAGCUCUAUGGGAUCUGCUAUAGAAAGAACUCUAGUGGAGGAGCAUGCUGGGAACCUCUACUUACUGGAUGUGGACUGGAAAAGAAAGUUCAUCUAUUGGUCAGAUGCCCAGGGUCAUCUCAUUUAUUCAGAGGGAUUUUCAGGGCAAAAGCGAGAGAUUUGGACCCAGCAUACAGUCUGCUCAGCAAAUGUGGACAUCUCUACCGGGAACCUGUUCUGGCUACCCUGUGACCGAAGUACGAUUCAGAAGACCAGAGUUCCUGGCCCUGACUCCUACACUCUCUACAGCACUGGCAAUGUUAUACUACAGCUGCUUCUAGACUGGCCUAGACGGGUGCUAUACUGGGUGGAGAGUGGGAGGCCCCUUCAAAGCAUGACCCUCGACGGCAAAACCAGACAGGAAGUCUGGAGAGGCACCUGGGCCGCAGACACCAGGAUGGCCUUGGACCUUGGGUCUGCUAGUAUCCUCUGGACCACCAAAGGGUUGGGGUUGCACAGUCUCAGUCUACUAAAGAACCGAACAUGCUCCCUGAACGCAUCCUGGAGCGAUGUAGUUAUGGCGGCCCAUGAGCCCUACCUGGUGACGGCAGACAAGGCAGCUCUUGUGCUGUGGAACAGGAAGACACUGGAGCCCUUCUCCACACUGAAGGAGCUGCACAUAAAGAAAAUGAUCAUCUUGGCAGAAAACCAGAAAGUUCCAGACCCUGGGCUUAUGGAGACAGUGCCUGCUGUCUCUUCUCCUCCCGUUCUCUGCACCCGGUCCUCUGUCCCCUGUCAGGAUGGGAAGGGAUGCAUUCCCAGGGAGUCCCUCUGUGAUGGUGCACGUGACUGUCAGGAUGGCUCAGAUGAAGAGAACUGCUCCCGGGUCUGCCAUCAACCAGGGGUUUUCCAGUGUCUGGAUGGAAGCGGGUGCAUAGAGGAGAAAGACCACUGCGAUGGAGCUCAGCAGUGCCCGGAUGGGUCCGAUGAGCUGGGCUGCUGGAGGCCUGCUGAAGACUGCUCACUGCGCUGUGACAACAAGACCCGCUGUAUCCCUAAGAGCUGGCAGUGUGAUGGGAAACUAGACUGUUUGGACAGAAGAGAUGAGCAAGGGUGCGUUCGUGAAGAAUGCAGCUCCUCUGAAUUUCAGUGUGGGAAUGGCCAAUGCAUCUCGUCUUCUCUGCAUUGUGAUGGGAACCGAGACUGCCUGGACCACUCAGAUGAGGAAGGAUGCCCUGUUGCCCUACGGUGUCCAGAAGGGGAGAUGAGAUGUCUGAAGAGUGGAGAAUGUGUGUUGACAGAGUGGAUAUGUGACCAUGAUGCAGACUGCAAAGAUGGGACCGAUGAGAAGGACUGUGACCCCGAGGUUCUUCCUUGUGGCCCAAGGCAGUGGGCCUGUAGAAGUGGAGAUCAAUGUGUACCUGAUUUCUGGCACUGUGAUGGACAGAGUGACUGCAGAGACAGCAGUGACGAGGCUGAGUGUGCUCCGCAGAAGUGCCUGGAUUCCGAGUUCCAGUGUGCCACUGGUGCUUGCCUCAGCUUCAGCGUGGUGUGUGAUGGGCGAGAGGACUGUGCGGAUGGUUCAGAUGAGGGUGGAGAGUGUUCUUCGUCAGCCUGCAGCCCCGAGCAAUGUUACCAUGCCUGCUACCAGACCCCAGCUGGGCCAGUGUGUGCUUGUGCCCCAGGUUUUGAACUGGAUAACAGCAGUCAAAUUUGUCAGGAUGUAAAUGAGUGCCAGCGGCCAACUGGUCGACCUUGCAGUCAGACCUGUGUCAAUACUGAGGGCUCAUAUAACUGUGCCUGUCACCCUGGCUACUUGCUGGGCCCUGAUGGCCACACUUGUAAGGCAACAGGUGCUGAGCCAAUCCUGCUUGUUGCAAUUGAGUUUAACCUAUUCCUUUCCGGACUGCGAAGCUUGAAAGAAGAUAUCCUGGCAACUACUGACAAGACCCUGGCUAUCUACUCUGUGGACUAUGACUUAGUGGAUCAGAAAAUCUUCUGGGCAGAUCCCAGUGCAGAAACUAUAAGGUGGAUGAGUAUGGCCACGAAGAAGGAUGGGAUAGUGGUGAGAGGGAUAAAGCCAGACUGUAUAGUGGUUGACUGGAUUGGAAGGAAUCUCUACUGGACUGAUAGGGGAGCUGGCCAGAUUUUAGCAAUUCAGUUAACUGCUAUUGAGAGAGGAAAGUCCGAGCACACAGUUGUCCUGGAUGAUGUGCUUCAGCCCCAGUCUCUGGCUUUGGAUCCCCUAAAUGGACUGAUGUACUGGUCCAAAAUUGGAGGAGAACCUCAAAUAGAACAAGCUGGCAUGGAUGGGAGCAGCAGGAAGACGCUUGUCAAUCAAGGUCUUGGUCAGCCAACUAGCCUCGCCCUUGACCAGUCAAGCUGGAAGAUAUUCUGGUCUGAUGAGAAAUUUCACUGCAUUGGCUCUGCCAACCUGGAUGGCAGUGGCGUUAGUAUGUUGCGGCUAACACAAAUCAAGAACCCCUUUUCAGUCGCUGUGUUUGAAGAUAAGAUCUUCUGGUCUGACCUGAAGACGAGAACGAUACAGCAGGUGGAGAAGAUGACAGGCAAGGACAGGACUGUCCUCAUCAAGCGUUCUGGACGGCCCUUUGGACUCAAGAUCAUGCAUGAAGUCCUCCAGCCCAAGGCUUCCAGCCCUUGCCUGGACAGGGGAUGUUCUCACUUGUGCCUUUUGAGCCCACGGGCUAAAGGAAGCUGUCGUUGCCCGGUUGGCCUCCUGCUGGCAGAUGAUGGAAUCACCUGUGUCUCUCUCCAAGAGUCUGCCUUUGUGUUCCUGGUAUUGCCCACUGUUCUCACCCAGAUCUAUCUGAAAAACCUUAAGACUGCGACACAACAAACAACUCUACCAGAACACAGAACGCUCCCCUUCACCAGCGUCAAUCAGCUGGCCUCGGUGGAUUAUCUCAUCCAGGAAAAGGCCCUCUACCUGUCAGAGCUAAAUACCAGUGACAUCAGGCUACUGAGGCUGGAAGAACCAGGGAUCCUGUCAUGGCAGAGAAUCGUAUCUGGGAAGGGGACAGUGGUUGACUUUGCUCUGGACUGGCUGAGUGGGAACAUAUAUUGGAUUGCCAGUGAGAACCCCCACGUCAAUGUUGCUUCCUCCAAAGGCCAACAUCCCAUAGUCUUGCUCAGCAAAAACCUUUACCACCCGACCUCCAUUGUUCUCCACCCACCUACGGCAGUCAUGUGCUUGGCAGACCUGGGUUCUCAGGAUGAGAGGAGACAUGGUGCCAGCAUUGAAUGUGCCUCUAUGGAUGGCGGCAGGAGAAGGGCGCUGUGGCUGAAGUCCCAGAUACCUGUAGGCCUGGCCUUUUCGGAUUCAGGGACCCGAGUAUACUGGGCUGAUACUGGGCAGGGGCUUAUCCAAAGUAUUCAGCUAGAUGGCUCAGGAUACAGAGUUGAGCACCAAGGAAUAAAGGGUCUUCGCCUCUUUGCAUGUGGCCAAGACAUGAUGCUGUGGACAACAGUUGAUGAUGCCCAGAUCACCAAAGUUUGGUACAGCAAAGCUCAAGUCUCGGAAAAUCAAUGGUUCCAAGUAGACCAGAAGGUUGUAGACCUAAAAGUUUAUAGUACACUUAGUCAACAGGGUAACAACAGCUGCUCCAAAGACAAUGGAGGAUGCAGUCACAUCUGUUUACCAAAUCCUGAGGGCAAGACUUGCAGGUGUCCCGUGGGGUACUGCUUGGUUGAUGGUCACUCGUGCGUGGAAGCUGUCCAAUGCUCUCCGCCAUCACGGUGUUGUAAGGAUGGUCAGAAGUGCAUUUCCACGGAGCAAGUUUGUGACGGUCAUGUUGACUGUCUGGAUGGAUCUGAUGAAGUGGCCUGUCUGAAUCCAGAUAGAAGCCAUUCCACAUCAAUACCCAAGAAGCCGGAAGUUCAGAAAAGGUUGACACCAGAAGCUUCCAAACUUUUCCAGGCUACUGAGUCCACCACAGGUGAACAUCUAGGACAAGAAGGGAUGAGGCAUCCUGCCAGAAAAACACUAACCACGCCAAUGCCUGCCCCAGAGAACAAGGUCCCCCAAACCAAGGGAAGAGAGGAAACUGUUGAGUCCAGGGCUCUACCAGAGGCAAAUCAUGUGCCCUGUAACCAAGACUUUUGCAAUGGGAGAGGGGUCUGCACCAUGGAAGGAAAGCUGAGGAGAUGCCUCUGCCUGGCGGAAUAUAAUGGAGAGUUCUGCCAAGAAGUAGCCCGUGGCUCGGCUACUGGCUAUGUGGCCCUGAGUGUUGCAGUUGCUUUAUCGGCUAUUCUGGCUGUUCUGGGGCUAUUUCUGCAUUUCAGAAGAAAACGUAAAUCCAAAAGAACAUCGUCAAGAAAUGUGGACUAUGAUAAAGAAAACAGCCAAGAAGAAGAAAAUCUAAUGAAUAGCGAAACUUUUGUCAAUGAAGUCUUUGAUGAGCAGGAAUCCUUAACCUCUUUACAAACUGAAUGACCUCGUUAACAAAGAGCUGACACCUCUCAAUAAAUAUUGUCUGUCCA
Messenger RNA from Microtus ochrogaster (prairie vole), 6375 nucleotides. RefSeq names its product low-density lipoprotein receptor-related protein 2-like. NCBI's taxonomy places the organism in Eukaryota, Metazoa, Chordata, Mammalia, Rodentia, Cricetidae. Gene Ontology annotation, biological process: receptor-mediated endocytosis. Gene Ontology annotation, cellular component: plasma membrane; signaling receptor complex; apical plasma membrane. Gene Ontology annotation, molecular function: hormone binding; calcium ion binding; protein binding. The record is from RefSeq and is a predicted model, not a curated record.